ACAUUAUGCAGUCAGAAACACAGAUGGAAGACUUUCUUGUAGAUUUUCUCCUUGAGUGAAAGCAUCAUCUAAGGCUUUACCAUGAAGACUACUGUUCUUUUGUUUACUGUGGUGCUCAUAGCUGCGUUGUCAGAGUGUGAGAUGGUCAAGUUUGGUCAGCUGUGCAGCGGCAACUCCAGUAACAGGAGGAGGACAGGAGACAGAUGGGGACAAGGACACUACGGCGCACGCAGAGGAGACCGUGUGCAUCAGGGCCUGGACAUUGUGUGUAAUGAUGGGGACACAGUGUACGCUCCAUUUGACGUGAAACUCAAUGGGAAAGUGAUCGUGUACACAGACCCGAAGAAGGCAGCCAUCAACGAGGGGAUCAACCUCAGUGGAGAGGGUCUGUGCUUUAAGCUGUUCUACGUAAAGCCUGACAAGUACUCUGGGGUGGUGAAGAAGGGCCAGAGGAUUGGGACCCUGCUGACCAUGCAAAGUGUCUACCCAGGGAUCACUUCUCACGUCCACGUCCAGAUGUGUGACAAGUCUGACCCCACCAAGUUCUUCUAAUGGAGUCCCUUUUGGCCUCUCCUUCAAUCAAUCAAUCAAUUAACUAAAUGAUUGUAAUCAUUGGCCAAUAGAUGGGCUUACUGUGUUAAAAAAAAAGUGCUUAUUAUUAUAAACAUUUUUAUUACAGUAAAAAUACAUACAUGUUGCACACUUUUGGAAUAAAGUUUUACAUUAACCCUAUAAGCAUCAACAGGGGGAAAUUUAUUUUUAUAUCCUUUUAUGCAACUAGUUACAGACAUGACAUGAUGAUUUCUGUGUUAAUAUAUAAUUUCUGUGGUAUAAAUAUAUAUAUAUAUAUUAUAUAUAUAUAUAUAAUCUCUUUUUUGUAUACUAGUUGUAUAUACUAGUUGUAUGUGGCUAAUCUGACAAUGUGGACUCAAUAGUAAACUUUGUGAAAAAAACAUUAUAGAUUUAAAACAAAUACAUGUCUGUCAUUGAACAACCCCAUACCAUGACUAGAUGGUGGAAAAAACACCCAUCUCUUUAAUAAGUUCUUUAGACAAUAAAAGCUAAUUUACCAACAUUUCGGAAAAUUUGGAAUGAAACUUCUAUUGAUCAAAAUAACUGUUUCAAACAUGAAAAACAUACUAAAAUGUAUAUUUUUAAACAUGAAAUUUGACUAUAAAUGUGUGAAAAUGUAAAAAUAUAUGCAUAUUUUGGGGAAUUUAAACCAUUAGCUUGUGUUACAAAAGAUUAAUAAAAGAAAAAGUGUUACUGUUUGACAGAAAAUGUCAUUUUGCCAUCAUUUCCAAUUUGGGGUCAAAAUUGACCCAUGUUGGUGCAUUUAGGGGUCAAAAUAUGUUGGUGCUUUUGGGGUAUUAACAACAAAAUAAAUACAUCAUAAAUCAUUCCUAAUAAAUAAUGUCUAUUUUUGUA
Salvelinus fontinalis (brook trout) is the source of this 1428-nucleotide messenger RNA. RefSeq names its product leukocyte cell-derived chemotaxin-2-like. The record is from RefSeq and is a predicted model, not a curated record. The transcript is spliced from 4 exons. Lineage: Eukaryota; Metazoa; Chordata; Actinopteri; Salmoniformes; Salmonidae. The coding region runs from base 82 to 552 and encodes 156 amino acids.